CAGUUUCUUGGCUGACUCCACCCAAUAGGGCUUCCUGGUUGGGGUGUGUGCAGAGGUGCAAACACUUUGCUCUCACAGUUGAAGCAGAAACACCAGCUCAGUCUGCUUGAAGGAAAGUGGAGAACUCAUCUGCUCCUUCAGAAGAAGGCCUGUACACACCUGAGCACCUAAGCCUCCUUACAUGAACAUGGCUGCACACGAGAACAAUGCUCUGAGGAUUGUGCUGGUUGGGAAAACUGGAAGUGGGAAGAGUGCUACAGGAAACACCAUCCUUGGGGCAGCAAAAUUUCCUUCUCGAGUCUCUGCCCAAGCUGUUACCAAGAACUGUGAAAAGCAAACCCGGAAAUGGAACGGGAAAGACCUUGUUGUUGUUGACACCCCGGGACUCUUUGACACCAAGGACAACCUAGAAACUACAUGUGAAGAAAUCAGCCGCUGUGUCAUCGCCUCCUGCCCAGGACCUCACGCCAUCCUCAUGGUUAUCCAGCUGGGCCGCUACACAGAGGAAGAGCAGAAGACGGUCAGGUUGAUCAAGCAUGUCUUUGGGGAGGCAGCCAUGAAGCACAUGGUGGUCUUGUUCACUCGCAAAGAUGAGCUGGAUGGCAGCAGCCUAAGUGACUUCCUGGAAAAUGCAGAUAAAAACCUAACAGACAUCAUCGAGGAGUGUGGGAACCGCUGCUUCGCCAUCAACAACAAAGCAGGCCGGUCUGAGAAGGAAAGCCAGGUGCAGGAGCUGCUGGAGCUGUUAGAGAAAAUGGUGCAGGCCAACGGAGGGGCCUACUUUUCAGACACCAUCUACAAGGGCGUAGAGAAGAAGAUUAAGGAUCAGAAACUCAGAAUGGAAAACUUCACUAAACAAUUAAAUGAGGAAGUCAAACAAAUACAAGGCAGCAGUAAAUCAGAAGAAGAGAAGAAGAAAGCGAUAGAGGCUGUGAAGAUGCAAUAUGAUAAGAAAAUAAAAAAUGUAAAGGGAAAAGCUGAAGAUGAUGUGUUUAAAUAUGUCUUCAAAAAGAUUUUCGAGAUCAUUUACAAUAUAUGGGAGGAACUUUGGAAGUAAUGUAUAUUACAUUCUUUCUUUUUAAUUCCCUGCCUGUUGUUAGGUAAUAUAUUAUUUUUUCCAAAGAUAGCUACAGUCAUAGUCCCCUAUCUCCCAUAUAUUAAGGUCAAGCUGACAAAUAAAACUUGUGAAUUGUUAAUUUGCACUUGUAAUGAAAUGAUUAAAAUAAAGUAAUUCAUAUACCCAUA
Messenger RNA from Cavia porcellus (domestic guinea pig), 1245 nucleotides. RefSeq names its product GTPase IMAP family member 7. The transcript is spliced from 2 exons. The coding region runs from base 182 to 1057 and encodes 291 amino acids. NCBI's taxonomy places the organism in Eukaryota, Metazoa, Chordata, Mammalia, Rodentia, Caviidae. The record is from RefSeq and is a predicted model, not a curated record. Gene Ontology annotation, molecular function: GTP binding.